GAGCCUCCCAGCAGGGCCUCACAGCCCUGGCCCAGAAAGGGACCUUGCCAAGCUUUUCCUGUUCUUAUGUUUCUCUCCUUUCCAGAACUCUGGGCACAGAGAUCAUGGGGUUUCUCAGUUUUCUGUACUUAGUCGGGUUCAAUCGCUAUUAAAAGGAAAGCGGGGGUGGGGGAGGGAGCGUGGAGAUGAAAACAUUUGGGGGACCCCUCUUGAGAGAGAGGAAAAGUGCUUUCCCACUGUUAGAGGAGCAGGAUGUUUCAACUGAGGUCUAUUUAGCCGCUUCUCAUGGUCAAAUUGUUUAGUUGGCCCUUAAUAGCCUAAAACAGGAAGCUUGAGGAUCGCUGUUGAAGUACACCAGGUUAAAGGAGACAAAAGCUGGUAAUUCUGGUAAACCGUCACCGUGGCUCUAAUUCCCCAGGUAUCAAGAGAAGAAAACCGGCAAUUGUAUCAGUGCGCAUUUAUUGGGAAUAAAGGCUACCCAUAUCUCAAAGGAGUAAAUGCUUGCAAAUAAUCUGAAACCGCGGAAUACAAAUUCUUUGAAAAAUGAGAUUUUUAAGUAGGUCGUGAAAGUGGCCUUAAUGUUACUGCCUUAUUCUAGUGACAAUUCAUUUCGAAAUUUGACCUUUUAAUCAUAUGUAAAAUGGGAAAAAUGAAACGUUAUUACACAAACACAAAGAUGUGAGACCGGUGAGAAGAGAAGGUGCCCUGAGCCGCUACCCAGGCGCAAGGAUCUUUUUCUUGGUUGUUAAUGCGGGACUACGGCGAAAGAGCCCUAGGCCCGGGGAGGACCUCGAGAUUUCGGGCCCGGGGCCCGGCAAUGCAGGUGAGCCGCGCAGAGGCAGCACUGGGACCGGUAGGUCGAAAGCAGUAGACGCGACUCCCUCCGCCGCACCUGUCCGCUUUACGAGUGGCCGCGGCUGCAUCCCGGCCCUUGCCAGUGGGGCUUUCCGGAAGUUCCACCUUCCGAAAAUUUGCUUCCGGUUCCGCUCACCGCUUCCGGUCGCCAUGGCGACGGGGCGCCUUGGGGUCGGGGAGACUCUGGGGGCUCUCAACGCUGCCCUGGGGCCUGGCGGCCCUGUGUGGCUCAAGGAGACGCGCGCCCGCCACCUCCGUGCCCGAGACUUCCUGGCGCCGCGAGGCGCACUGCGGGCGCGCUUCGAGGACGGGCAGGUGCCAGAGCAUGUUUUCCGUGCCGUCGCCUGCCUGCAGGGCCCCGGUGUGGCCCCAGUGCUGCGCUGCGUGCCGACCCCCGCGGGUCUGUCGCUGCAACUGCACCGACCAGCUGUAUUCGAGCGCGUCCUCCGCGCGGUGGCUGCCUAUGCCGCACCCGCUACGCCUGCCUCCCUGGGCCCGCGCGUCUUACUGCACUGUCCCGCGCUGCGUGGCUCCCCUUGUGCACUCCGCCUGAGCCAGCUGCGUGCCGUGCUCGUGGCCGAUCACCUAGCGCGAGCUCUUCGUGCUCACGGGGUGUGCGUACGCCUAGUGCCUGCUGUGCGGGAUCUGCACAUGCUGACCUUCCUGCAGCAACUGCGGGUGGACUGGCAGGUGGACUGGUCCCCUGCCUCGGAGAAAGCCUCAACCGAAACCCUCAGGAGCCGCGCACUUGCAGAGCUUACCUCUGCUCAUGACCGGGAGACGCUGCCCCCCGGCGUCCUGGGCAGAUUGUGCCUGAAGGAGCUGGUGGAAGAACAGGGCCUGGCAGCUGGCUAUGAUCCCAACCUGGACAACUGUCUGGUGACUGAGGAUCUGCUCUCUGUGCUGGCCGAGCUACAGGAGGCUCUGCGGUAUUGGCCGGAGGACAGCUACCCAGGCCUGGCUGGGGCUGACAGCUGCACAGUCGUACACGUGGUGAGCUGUGAGGAAGAGUUCCAGCAACAAAAGUUGGACCUGCUUUGGUGGAAGUUGGAUGACCAGGCUCCACUCAGACAGAAGCACCUGGUCUGUGGCCCAGUGAAAGUAGUUGGUGCACCCGGCACUCUGAUGACUGCCCCUGAGUACUACAAAUUCCGGCAUGCCCAGGUGUGCAAGGCCUCAGCUCUCAAACACAGUGAAGAUCUGGCACAAGACCCAGCCUGGAUAGAGAGCUUUGGAAUUCUCUCUGUGGCCACCAUCAAGUUUGAGAUGCUAAGCACAACCCCACAGAAUCAGCUCCUCCUGGCCCUAUUUGACAGCAGCAUCUCCACAAAGGGCACAAAGAGUGGCACCUUUGUCAUGUACAAUUGUGCCCGUCUUGCCACACUCUUUGAGAGUUACAAGCUCAGUAUGGAACAAGGUCUGUACCCUGCUUUUCCACCUGUGAGCAGUCUGGACUUCUCACUGCUACAUGAUGAGGGUGAGUGGCUGCUGCUCUUCAACAGCGUCCUCCCCUUCCCGGACCUGCUGGGACAGACAGCAGUCCUGGACUGCACAGCCCCAGGGCUGCACAUUGCUGCACGCACAGAGAUGAUGUGCAAGUUCCUGGUACAGCUCAGCAUGGAUUUCAGCUCAUACUAUAACCGGGUACACGUCCUAGGGGAACCUCGACCACACCUCUUUGGUCAGAUGUUCGCCCGCCUGCAGCUUCUGAGGGCCGUGCGUGAGGUGCUCCACACUGGCCUGGCUAUGCUGGGUCUCCCUCCACUGAGCCACAUUUAAGGCCACAAGGCCCAGAUAUAUGGGAAUGUUCACAAAGUCAUCAACUGGAAAAAACGCAAAACCCCACACAUGUUGUUAGGAGCCUGGAGCCAAAAUAAAUUGUUUUGUUGUACAAA
Lemur catta (Ring-tailed lemur) is the source of this 2750-nucleotide messenger RNA. RefSeq names its product DALR anticodon binding domain containing 3 (gene DALRD3). The transcript has 12 exons. The record is from RefSeq and is a predicted model, not a curated record. Gene Ontology annotation, biological process: tRNA C3-cytosine methylation; arginyl-tRNA aminoacylation. Gene Ontology annotation, molecular function: ATP binding; tRNA binding; arginine-tRNA ligase activity. The coding region runs from base 1006 to 2634 and encodes 542 amino acids. Lineage: Eukaryota; Metazoa; Chordata; Mammalia; Primates; Lemuridae.